UCAAUCUCCCUCUAAAUUCUAUAACCCUAUCUAGCUGCUUUCGGGCCAUUUUCUCAUCCUAAACAUGUCUGAUGUAGAGGAUUUCACUCGGCGGAUCUGAUCUGAUCUCAUCUCAAAAAGCUUCAAAGUUAACUGUCCAAAUCUCUGAUCUCCGAUCUCUACCAUAAAAUUUUCAUUUCUCAAUCUAAGUCGCCACUUCCCACUUAGCCUCUGUCUAGACUCCACUACUCCAGACUCCGGUGUCCGCUACUCCGGUGAGCCCUAAUUCCUUUUUCCCUCUUCAAUCUUCAUCGUCUUCUGAGUUCUGCCUUCUUGUUGCUUCGAGUUGUCGCGACUUCAGACGGCCUCUAGCCCUCUACUGCCUGAAUCGCGACUUGUCGACUUCGGCCUCUUCACUUCUUCAGUUGCGCAGCCCGUCGCCCCGUGCUACCUGCUCUACGCCGUCGCCGCCUCCACCCUCUGCGAAUCUACGGACUUGUGAAGUGCGAGUUGCGAUUGACCAUGCGGCCCCUUUAAAAGAAGUUCCCUCUUCAGUCUGGUCGAACCCCCCACACUGGAUCUGCGGCUAGUCGGUCGAGUCCUACCCAUCAUACUAGGAUUUCACGCGGGGGAUCUGAUCUGAUCUGAUCUCAAGCUUCAAAGUUAACUGUACAAAACUCUGAUCUCCGAUCCUCUACCAUAAAAUUUUCAUUUCUCAAUCUAAGUCGCAUAAAGUUAGCACAAGUACAAUGCAGCCUGAAGAGCAUUCUGCAGGUGAUGAACAAGAAAUGCAUACUAGUGUUUCUUGCAAUGCUCCAACUAAUAUUCAUUCUGUGGCUUCAUCAUCUCCCAAAACACCAAAGGUAUACCCAUCUAUACUGGGUUAUAGUUUUCAGUGCACAAAAUGUUACAAAUGGAGGCUGGUUCCAACAAAAGAAGUAUAUGAAAAUAUAAGGGCAAACAUCUCUGCCAAUCCAUUCUUUUGUGAGAUGGCAAAUCAGUGGCAAAGGAAUAAUAAUAUAUCAUGUGAAGAUCCAUCUGAUGUGGUUCCAGAUGGAAGUAGGCUUUGGGCUAUUGAUAAGCCUAACAUUCCUCUUCCACCUUUGGGAUGGAGGCGUGAAUUGAGAUUCAGAGCUGUCGGAGGUACCCGGUUUGCAGAAGUCUUUUACUACUCACCAUUUAAGAGAAGAUUCCGUUCCAUACGAGAGAUUGAAAAGUAUUUAAAAGAACACCCAGAGGAUUUAGCAGCUGGUAUAAAUAUAAAUCAAUUUUGUUUUGAGACAUCAGAGCCUCUAUUCUGGAAAAGAAAGCAUCCCCCUCCUAUAAUAACUUCCUUGUCUCAUGAUGGGAGAUCUAAAAGGCCACAUCAAUCUGCAGGUCAAGAUGAGGAUAUUGAAGGCAAGAACGUUGGUAGUGCACCCAUUGUCAGUAGCAACAGUUGAUAAUGUCUUUAUGACUCAACAGUUGAUAUAGAAUUUGAUUUAUGACUCAAUAGAAUUUGAUAUUGGGAGAAGAAUUUGAUGUAUAUAUGUUUGUAUAUUGUCUGUUGUGGAUUCUUCAACAAAUAUAAUUCUGACUUUUUUUUUUUUUUUUUUUAAAUGACAAUGUGGAUUAUUUAUUUUAUUAUU
This is a messenger RNA of Ipomoea nil (Japanese morning glory), 1607 nucleotides long. RefSeq names its product methyl-CpG-binding domain-containing protein 2-like. The record is from RefSeq and is a predicted model, not a curated record. The transcript is spliced from 7 exons. Bases 729 to 1421 code for a protein of 230 amino acids. NCBI's taxonomy places the organism in Eukaryota, Viridiplantae, Streptophyta, Magnoliopsida, Solanales, Convolvulaceae. Gene Ontology annotation, molecular function: DNA binding; zinc ion binding.